AAAACAUGGGCAGCAAUUUUCAAGAGAUUUUGACACCUCUGUAAAAUGCUUAGAAGAUUAUAUCAGAGCACUGGAGAAAGAAGUAAAGGAAAGAACAGAACUAAUUUUGGUUCUGGAGCAGGGAGGAGUCUACUAUGAAACCCAGAGAGGUGAAGCAAGGCUGGUUACUAAUGCUUACAGAAAUUUUGGAAACAGGGUAAAAGCUCUGAAAAAGAAACUUGAAGAAGUAACACCAACUCUUCCAAGUCCAAUACCAUCACCCUGUCCUGAUGCUCCAUCACCAACUAACUCGGAGGAAGAGCUUGAACUAUUGCCACAACAAGGUAAUGCAGAACUUGAAGAACCUGCUUCUAUUGGAUCAGCUCCCUCUCCAGAAAAUUCUCCUGUUGUUCCAGCUUUGUCUCCAUUGAAUUCGGAAGUAAAUUCUGUUGCUAAUUUACCACUGGAAGCUACAGGGUUAAGCAGUUUUAUGUCAAAAGGAUCAGAAAUGAUAUCACUACUGGGGACUUUGAAAUCUGACUCAUCAGCCUCGCAAAGCACUACUACAGAACCUACCUACCCAGACCCUAAAAUUAGUCAUAGUAGCUUAGAAAGUCGGCUAUCUAACCUUUCUAACAUCAUACAGAAUACUAUUUUUGGGUCACAGGAGAAGAGAGGGUUUUCAACUCCUUUUUAUGGGAGCUCCAGUACUAAUUCUCCACCACCUCAAAGUUUUGACCCGGCCAGUGGAGGAUCUUCAGCUCAUGAAGCCCCAGAUACAGGGUCAGGAACACCACUGAAAGAUGAAGGAAGUGGUCGGGAAACACCAGUUCAAGAUGAAGGAGAGAGUAGCUCAAUUUCAAUGAAACAACCUGUAGGGAACUAUCAUGUGGACUCAGCUGAUAAAUUCUUUAAAGCUUUAGCUGAUCAAAAGCAUACGGUUCCUGAUUUUCCAGGCCUGGCUACAAGUAACACUUGGUUUAUAGAUUCUAGAAGUAACACUAAAAACAGUCAAACUCUUCCAUCUACUACAGUGAGCUAUAAAUCUAAUAAUUGGUUGUCACAGAAGCAAAGACGUGACCAUUCAGAUAGCUCAAGAUAUGCUAAUGAUGACAUUAAAGAAUGCAUUCAAGAAAGUAAAGGACCUUCAGUAACAGACUUCUUUCAGAAUAUAUCCUUGAGUCAUAUGGGAAACAGCACAUUGUUGAACUCACAACAACGUACAAUGGGCGACAGUUUAGUUUUUCCAUACGCUCCAAGAACUAGUGAUGUGUUGAAGGAUCAGAGAAAAAGUGACCUUUCUACUUUACCUCUUUCUUCACAGGAUAAAACUGGUGUUAAGAUGGAGAUUGGUCCAUCCGUGGAGGAUCUGGAGCCACAAGACAUGGAUCUUGAUGAAAGUGAUGACGAAAGUGCUGCACCUGUUUCACAGAAAGUGUGUGGGGGACAGAAUGAUGAAAAAACACCUCAACAGCUUCUGGAAUAUUCCAGUGCAAAGGAAGAAUUUGGAACAUCAUAUGCUAAAGACAAAAACAGCAUAUAUAGCCAGUCAUCAAUAAACUCUGGCAGAAAGGUAGAACAGGAACCAAACAUGUCUGCAGAGUUUGGCAUAAAUAAAAUUAAACCUGUUUGCCUUGAUGAAAGUGUUUGCAAUAGUCCAAAAUCUAAAGCUGGCCUGGUAGAGGUUAGACAUGAUCCACAGAAUUCAUUCACUUCUAAGUUGUCAAGUGUUGUGUCAUUACACAGUACCCAGGAAAGUGUGGACAGAGGUUCUUUCAGUCCACAUGAUAAAACGGACCAUAAUGUCUCGGCUAACAAAACUGUGGAGAAAAGUGUUGUCACUUCUCCUGAGAGUAAAACAAUCAGUAGCCUAACUGAUAAAAUCAGUGCAGCAACUUCAGUUGGAGAUAUUUUGAAAACCCUUUCGAGUGCUUUUCUUGAAGGUGGUAUUCAAAACAACCUGCCAGGAAAAACUGAUAAGAAAGAACUGCAAACAUCAUCCCCAAUUCCCAUUGUUGAAACUGUACAUUCAACAACCACGACUGAACAACGUGAUAUGUCUCAUGUUCAUGAUGAGCUGUAUUCAGUUUCCAGAAUACAGACUGUUAAACCACUGAUUAGUGUGUCUACAGAGGAAGACAAGUAUACACAUAGAGACUACACCGAAGGAGAACGACCGUCGUUAGGCAGUGUUGAUCCGAAACAACCAGACGUAGCUACUCAAAGAGAGGAUUAUAUGAGAGAUGACCAUUACUUUGACAGUGAUGAUCGGCAACAGACAUCCUCAAUUCCAACUCUUUACUCAAGAAGACCAUUACAACAUAAUUAUGAUAAUGUUCCAGCUCUGGAAACCAGUUCUGGUAAUUAUGAAUCGGGAUCAAGAAUUCAGACCAUCCAGUCCUAUCGUCAAGAUCGUGGAAAUGUUAUUGACAGACCGAGGUGGGAGGAGGAACCUGUGGUGAUACCACCAGGAGCAGUGGAACGCUAUGAAUACAGACAAGACUAUUAUGACCAUAAAGACAGAUAUCAUGCACACAAUGAUUAUUAUGCAAGGAGGCCACAUUAUCAUCACAAUAGUUAUGUUGAGAGGCCUGGGUGGGAAGCAAGAGAAGUUUCACAUUAUUAUGGAUCACCUCCUCCAAAAAGGUAUUCUCCUUUAAUGAGAGACAGAAGACAUCAAUUUUAUCCUUACUGAGUUAAUGAAAAUGCUUAAAUUUUUCAGUUUGUGCAACAACAAAAAAGUAUAUUAUUUCAUGAAGAGUUUUUAUCGUUAAUGUUACAGUGGCCUUGUGUCAAGACCUCUCAUACAAUGGAUAAUAUGUACAUUUAGACAUUUUCAAACAUUAGAUUUGUUGACAUCUCAUUUUGAUUAAAGUAAUGCAUGAUUUGAUUGCAAACUGUAGAUUUCUUUUAGAUAUCUUAUCUCAUUUGCAUUUAGAUGCUUCAGUUCAACAAGCAUGAUUGUACUAAUUACAUGAAGAGCUUGGUUUUAAUCACAGGUUUCAAAAUCAAUUUGUACUGAUGUUCUAUUUCACCGACAGUAAAUAUUUUGGCAUAUGUGUGUGUAUUUCAGGGUAAAAAUACUGUUGUUUUAUGUGGCACUAGUUCUCUCUGUUGACAUGUAAAUAUUGCUACAGUCCCUCAAACUUUUUGUGCUUAUGUUAAAAGUUCAAUAAAAAAGUGUACCAUCUAU
Limulus polyphemus (Atlantic horseshoe crab) is the source of this 3172-nucleotide messenger RNA. RefSeq lists its product as uncharacterized. The transcript is spliced from 4 exons. Bases 470 to 2674 code for a protein of 734 amino acids. The record is from RefSeq and is a predicted model, not a curated record. NCBI's taxonomy places the organism in Eukaryota, Metazoa, Arthropoda, Merostomata, Xiphosura, Limulidae.